GAAGCAGAAGAAGAAGAAGAAAACAAUAAUAAACAAUACAAGUGCUAGCUUUAGCUACAUGUUUUGAGUUCGCUGGAAGGCGUUAUUGUAUUCGCAGCGCCGCUAAUUAUUUCAUUUGUAAUUAAGCAACAAUGUCUUCAGUUGAGUGUUUGAGAGAGUUUAUCAUCGAGCGACUAACUGCUGCUGCCGAAGAAAUGUUCGGAGUUUUAAGAAAAACUAUCGUCGAGUACGAGGAAGAGAUCUGCCGUCAGCGCAGACUGCUGGAUAUCGUUUGGAAACCCGAAAUAAAGUUACACAGGAUAGAGCUCCCACAGCAACAUGUCUGUAAGGAGGAGGAGGUUCUCGCUGACCAGCAGCUCUGUAUUCAGGAGAGGAACUCCAGUCUGGACCAAGAGGACCCAGAGCCUCCACAGAUUAAAGAGGAACAGGAGGGACUCUGUAGCAGGCAGGAGGGAGAGCAGCUUGUACUGAAGCAGGAGACUGAUACCUUUAUGUUGACUCCUGCUUACGAGGAAAGUGACCGCAGUGAACCAGAACCGAAAAGUGACCACCAGCUCGUCUCUCACGGCUGUCAUGUAGCUGAGAGCCAAGAUCAGAAAGGAGGCAAGCAUGAAGACUCGGGAUCAACUAGAGAUGCAGAGCCAAAACAAAAGAAUCCAGAUCGCAAACGCAGAAGCCACAGUAACACUGUACACGAGUCUGCCAUUUCAGAGAUUCACCGUAAUCCUCACGCAGGUAAAAAGUCUUUAAAAUGUGACGCAUGUGGAAAAGAUUUUAAGUACAAGUCAAGAUUGCAGGCACACAUGAGAACCCACACACCUGAAAAGCCAUAUUCUUGCAGCAGCUGUGGAAAAAGAUUCAGUCAGACAUCAGAUUUGACCGCUCAUAUAAGAAUCCACACGGAUGAGAAGCCAUAUUCUUGCAAAACAUGUGGGAAAGAUUUAAAAAGUAGCAGUAUCUUGAAGGUCCACAUGAGAACCCACACUGGUGAGAAGCCGUACCUUUGCAAGACCUGCGGGAAAAGAUUCAGUGAAAUGUCAAAAUUGAGAAGUCACAUAAGAAUCCACACAGGUGAGAAACCAUAUACUUGUGAAACAUGUGGGAAAGAUUUCAGAGUUAGUAGUCACUUAAAAGUCCACAUGAGAAGAACCCACACAGGUGAGAAGCCGUACCUUUGCAAGACCUGCGGGAAAAGAUUCUUUGACAUUUCAGCACUGAAAACACACAUGACAAUCCACACAGGCGAGAAGCCAUAUACUUGUGAAACAUGCGGGAGAUCUUUUAGACAGAGUGGUGGCUUGAUAGUCCACAUGAGAAGAGCCCACACUGGUGAGAAGCCGUACAUUUGCACGAUCUGCGGGAAAACCUAUGUUGAUGCGUCUAAUUUAGCACAGCACAGCAGAUUGCAUACAGGCAGGUAGUCUUGUAUUUGCAAAAUAUCUGGGAGACGAUUCAGUUCUAGUGGUGAAAACACACAAGAACUCACAGAAGUGAAGAGCCGCAUAAUUUCAGCACUUGUAGAUAAAAGUUUUACUCACAUCACAUACUUGAAAAAACGCCGAGGAUCAAUAUACACAGGAGACACCAUCGAGCUGAAGCUCCUGUGGAGACGAGUUCACCUCUGAAUUAAAUACACUUUUCCAAUAUCUACAUCUGUCAACUGAAUGUAAAAUGUUUUCCAUAAAAUGAGACGUCAGUUUCUUAUUGUAAAGUUUCCCUUCAUAUGACUGUAUUGUUUAUAUUUCUGUUAGCAGCAGUAUUUCUUUGAAACAGUCGUAAUCUCCCAAAUGGAGGAAACAUUUUUAUUAACACUGAGUGCACAGUAGUGGCUGUUCAAGUCACGGUGUGAUCUUGAUUGUUGUUGAUUUUGCCAAAUGUCUAUUUAUGAAGCAUCUCUGAAUCAUUUUUAGUUUAAAGUUCAACAAGGAUUUAAAAUCCAUCUACCUCAAGUAGUAUUUCAGAGUUCUGUAUGAAGCCCCCUACACAUCUUUUCAUUUCAGGCUUACUGACAUCACUGUUUUAUAUUACCAUAUAAGAAGUCCUAUUAAAUGUGAACAUGCCUCCUUUUUGGUAUUUUUAUACACUGCCUCACUUAUGUGUUUGACUGAUAAGUGGUUUUUGUAUGAUGACAGAUGAAUAACCAGUAGUGAAAUGUAACUAAGUAUAUUUACUCAAGUACUGUACUUAGGUACAAAUUUGAGGUACUUGUACUUUACUGGAGUAUUUGCAUCUGUUGUAACUUUUUACUUCUACUGCACUACAUGUCAGAGGCAAAUAUUGUACUUUUUACUCCACUUCAUUUGUCUCAUUUUUUUAGAUUACAAUUUUUAAUACCCUUCCUUCACAUUCUAGUGGAGCAUUUUCAUUUAUUCAUCUGAUUACUUCUUUCACUACUGUGUUUAACCUCACAGAUUUGCGAUAGGCGCGUCUUUGUAUUGACAUACAUUACAGUAUGUUUGAGCAACAGCAUUUCUUAGAACAAUCACAGUUCUGUAUCUUGGGAAUCUUUGUUUCACAGUGAGUGCACGAUAAUGGCUGUUAAACUUUGGCCAAUUGUGUGGAUAAGAGCAUUUGUCAAAUGUCAUAAAUGUUUUGGUGUCUUGUGGUUUUUGUCAGUAGUUCUAGUGUGCAGUCACUUCGAAAGACUGACAGGCUGAUCUGGAUCAGUUUGAUGGACAGGAAACAAGACUAAAAACUGAAAAUAUCAUCAGUUUUGAAAUUAAAUAUUUUUUAACAUGA
This is a messenger RNA of Siniperca chuatsi (mandarin fish), 2739 nucleotides long. Its product is annotated as zinc finger protein 664-like. NCBI's taxonomy places the organism in Eukaryota, Metazoa, Chordata, Actinopteri, Centrarchiformes, Sinipercidae. Gene Ontology annotation, biological process: regulation of transcription by RNA polymerase II. Gene Ontology annotation, molecular function: RNA polymerase II cis-regulatory region sequence-specific DNA binding; DNA-binding transcription factor activity. Bases 132 to 1421 code for a protein of 429 amino acids. The transcript is spliced from 2 exons. The record is from RefSeq and is a predicted model, not a curated record.